Molecule: messenger RNA, 3007 nt
Organism: Phyllostomus discolor (pale spear-nosed bat)
Lineage: Eukaryota; Metazoa; Chordata; Mammalia; Chiroptera; Phyllostomidae
Gene: ENOX1
Product: ecto-NOX disulfide-thiol exchanger 1
Exons: 15
Coding region: 88-2184 (698 amino acids)
Biological process (GO): ultradian rhythm
Cellular component (GO): external side of plasma membrane; plasma membrane
Molecular function (GO): protein-disulfide reductase activity; RNA binding
Source: RefSeq, a predicted model, not a curated record
AAUUUACCUCCCAUGUACCUUUUCUCAGGAAGCUUCUAGAGAAUGUGCUCUACAAAAAUGAGGCUGUAAACCAAGAAAGAGGAAACCAUGGGAUCCAGGAAACGGGGGACACAACACAGGCGAGAGGCACAGGGAUUUCGCAAGAUGGUGUUAAAAAGAAGCCCCAGGACAACAGAAACUGAUGAUCUCCGUGGGGACCCUGAACUCAGCCUUCAAAGUGCUUCUGCCCCCCAGGAUACUCAUAAUUCAAUAGUAGAUGUUGGUGGCCUUGAAAGUAUCACCCAGUGUCCCCAGCAGCUUCCUCAGAUUAUGGCUGCAGCCCCUGAUGGUUUGGGGAGUAUAGCAAUAGACACAACCCAGCUCAGCAUGUCCGUGACAGAUCCCACAGCCUGGGCCACCGCCAUGAAUAAUUUGGGCAUGGUUCCUGUGGGGUUGCCUGGACAGCAGCUUGUGUCUGACCCCAUCUGCGUACCAGGCUUUGAUCCAGGCCUCAACAUGAUGACUGGGAUCACCCCCAUUAACCCAAUGAUACCGGGCUUGGGGCUGGUACCACCCCCCCCACCAACAGAAGUGGCUGUCAUCAAAGAAAUAAUCCACUGCAAGAGUUGUACUCUUUUCCCUCAAAAUCCAAAUCUUCCACCUCCUUCCACAAGAGAACGACCUCCUGGGUGUAAGACUGUGUUUGUCGGAGGACUACCAGAAAAUGCUACUGAGGAAAUUAUUCAAGAAGUCUUUGAGCAGUGUGGUGAUAUUACAGCGAUUCGGAAAAGCAAGAAGAAUUUUUGUCACAUUCGCUUUGCAGAGGAAUUCAUGGUUGAUAAAGCCAUUUACCUUUCUGGUUAUCGGAUGCGAUUAGGGUCUAGCACAGACAAAAAAGAUUCUGGGCGCCUUCAUGUGGACUUUGCCCAGGCCAGGGAUGACUUCUACGAGUGGGAGUGCAAGCAGAGGAUGCGUGCCCGCGAGGAGCGGCACCGGCGCAAGCUGGAGGAAGACCGGCUUCGGCCACCCUCCCCGCCUGCUAUCAUGCACUACUCAGAGCACGAAGCUGCUUUGCUGGCUGAGAAGCUGAAAGAUGAUAGCAAGUUUUCCGAGGCUAUCACAGUGCUACUUUCCUGGAUUGAAAGAGGGGAAGUGAAUCGGCGUUCUGCAAACCAAUUCUAUUCCAUGGUGCAAUCGGCCAACAGCCACGUCCGCCGGCUAAUGAAUGAAAAAGCUACCCAUGAGCAAGAGAUGGAAGAAGCCAAGGAGAAUUUUAAAAAUGCCUUAACUGGAAUCCUCACUCAAUUUGAGCAGAUUGUGGCCGUUUUCAACGCUUCUACCAGACAAAAAGCUUGGGACCAUUUCUCGAAAGCUCAGCGCAAGAACAUAGACAUUUGGCGAAAGCAUUCUGAGGAGCUCCGGAAUGCUCAAAGUGAACAACUCAUGGGCAUCCGCCGUGAAGAAGAAAUGGAAAUGUCAGAUGAUGAUGAGAAUUGUGACAGCCCCACUAAAAAAAUGAGAGUUGAUGAAUCAGCCCUGGCUGCUCAAGCCUAUGCUCUGAAAGAAGAGAACGACAGUCUCCGUUGGCAGCUGGAUGCCUACAGGAAUGAGGUGGAGCUGCUGAAACAAGAAAAGGAACAGCUUUUCCGAACAGAAGAGAACCUCACCAAGGACCAGCAGCUCCAGUUCCUGCAGCAGACCAUGCAAGGCAUGCAGCAGCAAUUGCUGACCAUCCAGGAGGAGUUAAACAACAAAAAGUCAGAACUGGAACAAGCAAAGGAAGAGCAGUCACACACACAAGCAUUACUUAAAGUUCUCCAGGAACAAUUAAAAGGUACCAAGGAGUUGGUUGAGACCAAUGGCCACAGCCAUGAGGACACAAAUGAAAUCAAUGUGUUAACAGUUGCAUUAGUCAACCAAGACCGAGAAAACAAUAUUGAUAAAAGAAGUCAAGGCUUAAAAUCAGAAAAAGAAGCUCUACUUAUUGGCAUCAUAUCGACGUUUCUUCACGUCCAUCCUUUCGGAGCCAAUAUAGAAUAUCUCUGGUCAUACAUGCAACAGCUGGACUCUAAGAUAUCAGCAAAUGAAAUUGAAAUGCUUCUGAUGAGACUGCCACGCAUGUUUAAACAGGAAUUCACAGGCGUGGGAGCAACACUGGAAAAAAGGUGGAAGUUGUGUGCCUUUGAAGGAAUCAAAACAACUUAACUAUGAAAAGCAAAACAAAAUCUCUGGAAAUGAAACCGCCUGAACCCGUCCGGGGCUGUGCAGUGUGAGCGCAGGAGGUUCGGGUUGGUCCUGCGCGGACCUCGGUGGAGCCAGCAGAGCCUGACUAGUUCCAUCUGUGGUGUUCUCUUGUGAGUGGAAAUGUAAUAGUGUACCAGUUCCCUAAAACAAACAAAGCUUCAUACUGUGACAGAUCUGUUUCCUAUGAAAACCACACAAUGAUUCCACAGUCAUAAUGAUGGCAAAAUCUUCAGAUAUGCUACAUUUGAGAAUAGCUCACCAAGCAAAAUAUUUAAAGUUAAUGAUGGUGUAGCGAUGGUUGUUGCUAGGCUACAGAGUUGUAUAUAUAAUGUAUAGCUGAAAUCAUUCGAUGACAUUUUCCUAAAAGUCUUUCUGUUUUAGUAAAAAAAAAAACUAAUUUUACAGUGAGGAGAAAUCAUACCAAAAGAAAACUUGAAUAUGUGUCUGAACAGUUAUUGUAUUUUAAUAUAAAUUAAGUUAUAUGCUAUUCCAAGGACUUUUGCCUUAUUGAAGAGGCAGAAAAUGUGAUUGGGCUCCUUGGGAAUGCUAUAUCAAGAAUAUUAUUUUUCUAAUGUAACAAUUCUCCAUCAUAAGUUCUUUUAACACGGACUGCAUAAUAAUUUUCAUAAAAUGUAAAUAAAGGAAGAAACUAGUGCUAUUGUCUUGUACUUGGUAUGUAAUAUUGGGGUUUAUGCAUCAAAAUAAAUAUUCAGUAAAUAUUCCUGUUACAAAUUUUAUAGCAAAGAUAUUAAAUUUUUUUUCAAUAAAUAUGACUUCUACCAUA